Molecule: messenger RNA, 312 nt
Organism: Candidozyma auris
Lineage: Eukaryota; Fungi; Ascomycota; Pichiomycetes; Serinales; Metschnikowiaceae
Exons: 1
Coding region: 1-312 (103 amino acids)
Cellular component (GO): mitochondrial matrix
Molecular function (GO): protein folding chaperone; ATP binding; protein-folding chaperone binding
Source: RefSeq, a predicted model, not a curated record
AUGUCUUUUUUGAAAUCCGUCAACAACUUGAAGCCAUUGUUCGACAGAGUGUUGGUGCAGAGAUUGAAGCCAGCCACCCAGACCUCCAGCGGCAUCUACAUCCCAGAGAAAAACCAGGAGAAGUUGAACCAGGGUACCGUGAUUGCCGCUGGUCCUGGUGCUACUGACGCCAACGGUAAGAUUGUUCCAGUUUCCGUUCAGGCGGGCGACAAGGUGUUGUUGCCUAGCUUCGGUGGCUCACCUGUCAAGGUUGGUGACGAGGAGUACUUGUUGUACAGCGACAGAGAAAUCUUGGCCAAGAUUGAGCAAUAA